This is a messenger RNA of Cavia porcellus (domestic guinea pig), 2715 nucleotides long. Its product is annotated as ATPase PAAT. Lineage: Eukaryota; Metazoa; Chordata; Mammalia; Rodentia; Caviidae. The record is from RefSeq and is a predicted model, not a curated record. The transcript is spliced from 6 exons. Bases 52 to 1164 code for a protein of 370 amino acids.
CCAAGUCCUGCAAACUAGGUUCCGGUCUUCGUGAGGGCUGGAGGCGCAGGAAUGGAGACCAAGACUGGGGACGCGGGGUUCACCCGCAGCCCGACGCUAGCUUCUUCGUGGGAUGCUGCCAACGGGGCGCUGACCCAGAGCCUCCUUCUUACCCGGGCUGGGCUCGGCGCCCAGAAUUUCGACUGGGAGGAGCUUCUGGCGCCGCCUGCUCCUGGCCAGGAUCUGGUGAGCUUAAAGAGCAGCCAGAGCCCCCAAGGAGGAAACCCCUGUUUCCUUUAUCUGAUGAGUGACCCUAAAGGAAAAGAAGAAAUCGAUUGUGUUGGCCUUUUGAGUUCAGCAAGAAACAUGGAAGUGUAUGUAGGAGAGGAGUACUGUGGAACCAGUAGGGGCAGCAGCGUCUGCACCGUUCUGGAUAGCAGUGAAUGUGAUAAGAUCAUUUUGUAUAAAAAAUACCUAAAAUUGGAACCUUCAACACAUGCAUGUAAAAUAAAGUUGCUGUCCUUUGGUGAAAAGCAGUGUGUGUUCAUCAGUAAAGUUGUGGUGCAUAUGAGACCGAUUUCAGCACAUUCUUCACCAGGCUGUCCUGCUCUAGGAUCAAGGAUAAACCUUGACAAAGUCCAAACCAUGAUGGAGUCCAUGGGGUCAAAGUUAUCACCUGGAGCUCAGCAGCUAAUGAACAUGGUUAGAUUUCAGCAGCAGAAUUGUGUUUCCAUUGGAGAACAGCUUCAGUCAGUUUUGGGAACUACUGGAUUCGCGCCCAUGAUUACACUCCAGUCAUCUACUUCAGGACCCUUGGACAGGUCAUCCUCCACAUGUUUUCCUUUUAGAACUGGAUUGACAUCUACAAACAUGACUGAAAAUUUAAAGGCUUUCAUUGAUAAAAGCACACAGCCACCUGAUGAAUUAAGUACUACAAACCAUGAUGAGUGUAAAAACCAUUGCUUUCUUGAAAAUGAUCUUAAAAAUGCAGUGUCUUCUUUCUUACCAAAGAAAGCAAGUGACAACUCAAAUAUGCCCAACUCUGAGCUGCUGCCUUUUCUCCAGAAUCUAUGCAGUCAAGUUAACCAUCUCCGAGUGGGACAUAAUGCUAAGUUGCAAGAACAUACCUCCAAGUCCCAUGAAGGAAUUGUUGGUGUUUCCGUUUGCUAUCUUCUGCUGCCAUGAACUGUUGCCUUUCUGGCACACCACCAUGCUUUGGAGUCAGCUAAUGAGGACUGAAACCUCCACAAACUAUGAGUUAAAUAAACCUUUCUCUCUUUAAUUUUGGGUGAUGGGUAUUUUGUCUCAGUAUCGAGAGAAAAGUAACCAAGAUAGUUACUGAGGAACUUACCAUCUUCCAGCUUUAUUUGAAUCUAUAAAUUUUAAAUAGUUAUUUUUAAAAAACCCUCCUUAGUGUGUAUUAUUCUAGGGUAGUGAUUCUCAAACUUUAUUCUCAAACUUACUCUAAAAAAUAAUUGAGGAAAAAAAAUUGAGGACCCCCCAAAAAAACUAUAAGCAGCCAUGUAAAAUAUUUGUUUUAAAGGUAAUAAAAAAAUAAAGUCAUUAUUUUUUUAAAAAUUGUUAAUAUAUAUAUUAACAUAUUUAUGUAAAAAUUAGCCAAAUUCUUUUCUUAAGUUAUAAUGAGAAUGACUUAAUAUAUAAAAAUCUGUAUUAGUAUCCAUCUGUUCUGAUACAUGUUGUAUUUGAGAUGUAUAGUCAAGUAUAGCACAGUAGAAAUUUAGAGAUCAAACUGAGUUAAUCUCUGAGAAAGCAUGUAUUUAUAUAAUAAGCUGUAUGAAAUUCGUGAUAAGUGAAUUCAUAAUUAAAAAUUCUAUUAGUUACUAGGAGCAGUAACUUUACACAUUAUGUUACAUCUGGAAAAUACCACUGUAUAGUCACAAAGUAAAAGGAUGGAAAAGUCAAAUACCAUCUUCCUGUUAGUAUAAAAAUACUGUACCCUGAUUGAAACCCUGAAUGACUACUGGAAACUCCAGGAUUUUGUGAACCAUCUUCUGAGAUUCAUCAUUCUGGUGUUCACUUGAAAUUUAGAAAUGGGUGUGGGAUCACUGUGAGUUUGAGGCCAACCUGGGCUACAAAGUAAGGUUAAGGCCAGCCUAAACUGCAUAGCAAAACCCAUCACAAAAGGAAAAGAACAAAAAAAUAGGUGUUACUGUUUUUUUUUUUUUGGUUGGUUGUUUUCCCAUCUUACAGUCUUCAACAUUUUCCUGUUGGGUUAAUAAAGAGCCUUUCAGUAUUUUAGUAAGCUUGUUUGUAUAGAAGAAAAACUGCUUGAAAUUAUAGGGUUACUUGGAAAAUAUGUAUGUUCAAUUGUUAAAAAAUUGGACUAGAUCAGUUUUAUUUAGUACUCAGAAUCCAAAAAGGUUUUUUCUAAAGUUUUUCUCUUUAAAGAUUCAUCUUAAGUUUUAUAUUCUCACUUCAAUUAUAUGCUGAAUAAAAAGAAUUAAAGAAAUAAAAAUGCAGUGGACAUUCAGGGCUGUAGCCACCUGUUGUGUAAGUAGUUUAGAAUCUCAAAAAAUGCUGUAAGGAGAUGGUACUAUUGUGAAUGUAAAUUUUAGUGAUACAUAUUGCUUGCUUAUUGCAUAGCUAGUUUUACUUGCAAUACUGGACAAAAUUGAUAUACUUUUUAAAAUUUAUUUUUAGAAUGGAAGAACAAACCAUUUUCUCCUACUUGGAAAAGAUUCUUUCUAAAAAUAUGGAGCUGAUGGAAAGGAAACU